AUAUUUUUGUCCACGAAUGUAUUUUAGAUACGAAAUUCAUGUUGCUGGUUCGAUCCUUGUAUAAUUGUUAGAAUAAUUGAUUUUAAAUUUCAAAAAACUUUAGUUAGUUCUUAUAAUUGCUAUCAAGUUUAGUGACAAGAUGCUGACCCUAAAAGACAGGCAGAUAAAUGCGAUUAAGCAAAUGCUAAACUUGAAUCAGCCUCAAACAAAAGUUUUAGCCGCGGAACCAGUUUGGAAACUUCUGAUCUAUGACCGCAUAGGACAGGAUAUUAUUUCACCUUUGAUCGCCAUCCGGGAGUUGCGUGAACUGGGUGUGACGUUACAUAUUCAAAUUCACUCGGAUCGAGACUCGAUUCCGGACGUGCCAGCAAUCUAUUUUUGUGCCCCUACCGAGGAGAACCUGGGCCGCAUAGCACAGGAUUUUCAGAACGGACUAUACGAUGUGUACCACUUGAACUUCAUUUCACCGAUUUCCCGGCAACGGUUGGAAGAUUUAGCCGCAGCCGCCUUGCAGGCCGGAUGUGUGGCCAAUAUACACAAGGUUUACGAUCAGUACGUAAAUUUCAUUACACUCGAGGACGACAUGUUCGUGCUGAAACAUCAGAACAGUGAUUUGCUGUCGUAUUACGCUAUUAACCGGGCAAAUACGCAAGAUUUCGAAAUGGAAGGUAUAAUGGACAGUAUAGUGGACAGUCUAUUUUCGGUAUUUGUAACACUUGGAAACGUUCCCAUUAUACGUUGUCCAAAAAACUCUGCUGCCGAAAUGGUGGCACGUAAAUUGGAGAAAAAAUUACGUGAAAAUCUGUGGGAUGCACGAAACAACCUAUUUCACAUGGAUGCAACUCAAACGGGGACAUUUAGCUUUCAGCGCCCGGUGUUGAUUUUGAUGGAUCGAAAUGUGGAUAUGGCCACGCCACUGCAUCACACGUGGACAUAUCAAGCUUUGGCUCAUGAUGUUUUGGAACUGUCUCUCAAUCGGGUGAUUGUGGAGGAGGACAGUGAAAAAGCGGCUUCCAGUGGGGCCAAAUCGAAGAUGAAGGCCUGUGAUCUGGAUUCAAAAGAUAAAUUCUGGAGUUCGCACAAAGGCAGUCCAUUUCCGAUGGUGGCCGAAGCGAUACAGGAAGAACUGGAACAGUACCGAUCUUCGGAAGAUGAAAUCAAAAAACUGAAAUCAACAAUGGGAAUCGAUGGUGAAACGGAUGUGGCAUUUUCGAUGGUUAAUGACAAUACGGCCAAGCUGACCAGUGCAGUAAAUUCGUUGCCACAGCUGAUGGAAAAGAAACGGUUAAUCGAUAUGCACACGAAAAUUGCGACGGCCGUUCUGAACUUCAUCAAAGCUCGGCGGUUGGAUUCUUUCUUCGAGUUAGAGGAAAAAAUUAUGUCCAAACAGGCGCUCGAUCGGGCAUUGGUCGAUGUACUGCGGGAUCCCGAGUUCGGAACGCCCGAAGACAAGAUGCGACUGUUCAUCAUCUACUACAUUUGCAGCAACGUGGUGGACGUCGAGUAUCAGAAGCUAGAGCAAGUGUUGAGGGAGUGUGGCUGCGAUCUGACUCCGAUGCCGUACGUACGAAGAUGGAAGAGUAUAAUGAAAAGCACAGUGACAAACCCUAACCAGUACGAAGGAAGUGGAACUAAAACGGUGUCCAUGUUUUCCAAGUUAGUGACUCAAGGAUCGUCGUUUGUGAUGGAAGGUGUCAAAAAUCUAGUCGUGAAACGACACAACCUUCCGGUCACGAAAAUUACCGAGCAGUUGAUGGAAUGCCGUGCCGGUGGCGAACUGGACGACUAUCUCUACUUGGAUCCGAAGUUGCUGAAGGGAGGUGACGUGUUGCCGAAAAAUCGAGCACCAUUCCAAGAUGCUGUCGUGUUCAUGGUCGGUGGUGGAAAUUAUAUCGAGUAUCAGAAUUUGGUAGAUUUCAUCAAAUCGAAACAAACUGCCGCCGGCAAUCGGAGGAUUAUUUACGGAGCGUCAACGUUGACAAACGCGAAACAGUUUCUGAAGCAACUAUCGUUGUUGGGUCAAGAGAUAGGGGGUGGUGCGUAACGGAUUGCUAGAUGCAUCGGGAUGUUUGUUGACGUUCGGAGGAGGUGGAUGGUUGGUUCACUGAGGUACUAGUAACUACUGCGACAGUUACACUUGUUAGCCUGUUUUUUUUUCGUAGCUAUUUAAUAGGUUAUGCAAUAAAUAUACGAUACUUUCCAGCUAUUUAGCAAAAGCGAUAAACAA
Malaya genurostris is the source of this 2227-nucleotide messenger RNA. It is a transcript of the gene Slh, whose product is annotated as protein sly1 homolog. The record is from RefSeq and is a predicted model, not a curated record. The coding region runs from base 140 to 2044 and encodes 634 amino acids. Gene Ontology annotation, biological process: endoplasmic reticulum to Golgi vesicle-mediated transport; intracellular protein transport. Lineage: Eukaryota; Metazoa; Arthropoda; Insecta; Diptera; Culicidae. The transcript has 6 exons. Gene Ontology annotation, molecular function: syntaxin binding. Gene Ontology annotation, cellular component: Golgi membrane; cytosol.